UCCUUAACAGCAUAUCACAUAAGGAACUUGUGAGUUGUGUUGGCUGGACCACAGCAGAUGAGCUGUACUCAUGCAGUGAGGACCACCAGAUCCUCAAGUGGAACCUGCUGACCAAUGAGACCAGUCUGAUUGUCAAAUUGCCAGAGGACAUUUUCCCCAUUGACCUACACUGGUUCCCCAAAACUCUUGUUGGCAAGAAACAGACUCAGGCUGAGAUCUUUGUCCUUACCAGCACUGAUGGAAAGUUCCACCUGGUCUCCAAGAUAGGACGCAUUGAGAAGAGUGUUGAAGCACAUAAAGGAGCUGUUUUGGCUGGAAGAUGGAACUAUGAUGGGACUGCUCUUAUCACAGCUGGAGAAGAUGGGCAGAUCAAGAUCUGGUCAAAAAGUGGUAUGCUGCGCUCAACACUAGCCAGCCAAGGGUCUUCUGUGUAUUCUGUGGCUUGGGGUCCAGACUCAGACAGAAUCCUCUACACAUCAGGAAGACAGCUAGUCAUCAAGCCUCUGCAACCCAGCGCAAAAGUCAUACAGUGGAAGGCUCAUGAUGGGGUUGUUCUGAAGGUGGACUGGAAUUCAGUCAAUGACCUCAUACUGUCAGGUGGAGAAGACUGUAAAUAUAAGGUUUGGGACAGCUUUGGCCGUCUGCUUUACUCCUCAUCAUCUCAUGACUACCCGGUCACCUCUUUAUCCUGGGCUCCGGAUGGAGAGGUGUUUGCCGUGGGCUCUUUCAACACCCUGCGGCUCUGCGACAAGACUGGAUGGUCCUAUGCAUUGGAGAAGCCCAACACAGGCAGUGUGUUCACCUUGGCCUGGUCUGCAGACGGUACCCAGCUGGCUGGGGCCUGCGGCAAUGGGCAUGUCAUCUUUGCCCAUGUGGUGGAGCAGCACUGGGAGUGGAAGAACUUUGUGAUCACCCUUACCAAGAGGAGAACCAUGCAGGUGAGGAAUGUGAUGAACGACGCAGUGGAUGUAUUGGAGUUUAGAGAUCGAGUCAUCAAAGCCUCACUGGCAUACGGUCACCUGGUGGUUGCUACUUCCCUCCAGUGUUACGUAUACAACUCAAGAAACUGGAAUACUCCCCUCAUCUUUGACCUGAAGGAGGGAACAGUAAGCCUCAUCCUGCAAGCGGAGAAACACUUUCUGCUUGUGGAUGGAGCAGGGUUGUACACGUUCUCCUAUGAGGGUCGACUGAUAUCCUCCCCAAAGUUCCCUGGUAUGAGAGCCGACAUCCUAAAUGCCCAAGGUGUCUCACUUAGUAACGACACCAUUGCCAUCCGAGACAAGAGUGAUGAAAAAGUCGUCCUUCUCUUUGAUGCCCUGACCGGGAAAGCCCUUGGUGAUGGGAAGCCCUUGACCCACAAGCUGGAGGUGGUCGAGAUAGCUCUGGACCAGUGUGGCCCAUCCACCGAAAGGAAGAUUGCCCUUAUAGACAAGAACCGUGACCUUUAUUUGACCUCUGUGCGUCAUCUUGGGCGAGAGCCCAAAAUCUCCAAAAUUGGAAGCAUGGUUCACAGUAUGGCAUGGAAUGAUACUGCUAACAUCCUAUGUGGAAUCCAGGACAACCAAUUCACAGUGUGGUACUACCCAAGUACUGUCUUCACUGACAAGGAACUGCUUCCAAAAACACUGUACAUAAAGGAUGGCAGUGAGUUCAGCCGUGCACCCCACAUUCUGAGCUAUGUUGGCACUAAGGUGACGUUACGCCAAGGAGACGGUUCACUGGUGUACAGCAGUGUACCUCCCUACCCAGCCCUACUUCACGAAUACAGCACCUCUGCACGCUGGGAGGAUGCACUGCGCCUCUGCCGCUUCGCCAAGGACCAAUCUUUGUGGGCAUGUCUUGCUGGUAUGGCAAUGGCAAACAGGGAGCUGACCACAGCGGAGAUGGCCUAUGCUGCCAUUGGAGAGUUACCUAGGGUGCAGUACAUCAACUUUAUAAAGGAGCAGCCAUCUAAGGAGUCAUCUUUGGCCCACAUGCUGAUGUUCAGUGGUCAGGGCCAGGAGGCUGAGGCCACUCUGUUACAAGCUGGUCUCAUCUACCAGGCCAUACAAGUCAACGUUGACCUUUUCAACUGGGAGAGGGCACUGGAGCUGGCAGUCAAACACAAGACCCACGUGGACACCGUGCUGGCCUAUAGGGAGAAGUUCCUACAGAAAUUUGGCAGGAAGGAGACCAAUAAGAGAUUCCUGCAGUACGCUGAAGGGGUUGAGGUGGACUGGGAGAAAAUCCAGGCGAAGAUAGAGAUGGAGUUGGCAAAAGAGAGAGAGAAAGCUGCUAAUGCCUCUGUGAGGAGCAGCAUGGCCCCUCGACGUUAAUGUUCUAGAGAACUUUCUCCAAAACAUCAACUUUGCAGAAAUCAAUGCCCAUGUUUUUUUGACAUUUGGUGAAUAUUAGUUGGUUAGACAUGGCCUUUGGGUAAAAAAAGAAAUCUGUACUUGAGGUUCAAUGUCCACCAUUAGUCACAAGUAUAUUAACUUCAAAUGUUUUUAUAUGAAGGCAACAUUUGGAGAUGUGAAGAUUAGUAGACCAUGAAGAAUAUGACACUUGGCUUUGACUCAUACAGCACAGUCUUUUGGCAUAUUCUGUGUAAUAUAAAACAUUUGCACAAUGUUGAAGAUGGCAUUCUGUUACUGUGGGUGGAUGAUUUGACUUUUGAUAAGAAUAUCUGUAUCUCCCAGCAACAGCACCAUUAUGGCCUUUCUGUCAUAUCAGCUUCUCAGUGAUUUCAGUUUGUCAAGUUCAGAGUUGAGUGUUAUCUUUUUCCAUUUGUCAAAAUUAACUUGGUAUGUUCAGUCAUGCAUGAAUGUACUGUAUGACUUUGCUUUGUCACUGAUGUUUGACUUUGUGUUUUUAUAUGGAUAGACAUUUUUAAAGUUUAUAUUAUCAAAAUCCUUCCCUCUGUAAACACUACAAAGAAUUUCAGUUAAUAAAACAAAUGGAAAUACUGCAUAUAUUCAGAAAAAAUAUGCUCUUUUACAUUGC
This is a messenger RNA of Seriola aureovittata, 2982 nucleotides long. RefSeq names its product intraflagellar transport 80 homolog (Chlamydomonas) (gene ift80). Gene Ontology annotation, cellular component: intraciliary transport particle B; centrosome; cilium. The record is from RefSeq and is a predicted model, not a curated record. The coding region runs from base 393 to 2315 and encodes 640 amino acids. Gene Ontology annotation, biological process: cilium assembly. NCBI's taxonomy places the organism in Eukaryota, Metazoa, Chordata, Actinopteri, Carangiformes, Carangidae. Gene Ontology annotation, molecular function: protein binding. The transcript has 18 exons.